CUCCGAUUUCUCAUUGCUGAAUUUCUGCAUCUAAUCGGGGUAAGAAGCUGACAUCUUAUAUGAACUUAUAUAUUUAUAAGGUUCUUUAUUAUUUGUCAUGUAAUAGAUGGAUCCCAUGGCCUUUCUCAUUUUACUUAGCUGUUGAACAUAACAAUUCACAUUGUCAAGAAGGAACCUGCAAGUAAGCAUUUCGUUGGACGAUGUAUACCAUGUGUAUCCCGUACAUACGACUAUAAAACUUUAAACUUUAUAUUGCUAUAAGUGUUGACUCUAAUUUCAAACUUGUACUUAAUAUUUGUGGAUCUGUGUGUAAAGUAUAGUGUAAUGACUGUCAUACAUAUGGUUUAUAGAAUUUUUUUCUUAAACUCUAAGAAAACAAUCCCUUUGUAUCAUUGUGUGACCUUCUUCUGGCACAAUAGCUAAAAAAAUGAUUGGUCAUCAGUCUCUCAAUUAAAUAUCGAAAUUAUUUUAUACAACGUGUGGAUCUAAUCCUGGAUGCUGAUUUGUUAAAACCGUAUUCCAGCCGGUGUCUAUUUAACAAGUUAUCACCGGCUAAAUCUAUGAUGUUGAAAUGCCUAUUUACUCUGUUCCAUCUGACUGCGCAAUCCACUGUCUCAUCAGCUCAGCCAGGCAAUUUAUAUACUAGAUCUACACUGUAAAAAGCCUCUAGACAUUAUCUCCCAUUUCUUUAAGACUAGCAUUUGGUUUUCAACAGUGGAGAUUUGCAAUAACCUUGCUGUCUGUAUCUCUGAUAUUUGCAACAUUGAAAUUCAAUCUCCAGCUGUCCUAUGGUAAUGAAUGUGUCAGGAGUCGGGACAAGACAGACAGGCUGGCAGCUGUUCUCAGCCAGUCGAAAUCAUGAAUCAGCAUCAUUUUUAUGCAUAUAUACAAAGAAAUAUCAAUAGAAAACACGAAAUGCAGCUAGUUUGCUGUCAUUCCAGCUUCAAUUUGAAUUGAUUGUGUUAGCUGUGUAGUUGGCUAUCUCUUCUGAACAGUGGCCUGGUGAAAGAGCAAAUGUUCUAUGCCAGGCGAAAUGCCACAUCAUUAGCUGAUUGUUAUGGAUGUAUAAAAAAUUAAUCACUAGGAAACAGCUUAAACAAAUGCAAAUGCAGCUACUUUGCUGUUAUUCUGGCUGAACUGUUUGACGUGACUGUUGGCUAGCUAGCAAGCAAUGGAUAAGAACGUUGCCAAUAAGCAAUUUACCUGUCUAACAUCAUUUACAUUUUACAUUUUAGUCAUUUAGCAGACACUCUUAUCCAGAGCGACUUACAGUUAGCAUCAUCAGCACGCUUGCGCUCAGAUGGGAGGGUUGGAAAUAUUUUAGGCGUGUCCUUAAAAACAUGAUCCAAAGUGCUAAUUUCAGGCAGCGCUGGUAGGGAUAUUUAAGACCAACUAAAAGCUUGUUUUAGCGGUAACGCAGUUGGUUAUGCCAUGGAUUUGGACAGCGGAAAUGCAGCCUAUCCAGCCGUGACACACAUUGUUCAUAUGCGUAUGCAACAAGAUGUACUUUUGGUGCCUGUAUACUUCGUAUUUAGAAACAUAAAAUACUAAUAUUUUUUCCCCAUUUCGUUUUAUUUGAUUAAAAACCAAGCAUAGCCUCCCCUCCUCUCAAUGAAGGCUGUUUUCUUUUUGUCCUGCCCAAUGUAAUCAAGUAGGCUAGUCAAGACCAUUGAUAAAGUGAAAAUAUGGUGAGUAAUGUGUUGUCUUGGAUUUGCCCCAAACAUAACACUAUGUAUUCAGGACAAAAAGUUAAUUGCUUUGCCACAAUUUUUGCAGUAUUACUUUAGUGCCUUGUUGCAAACAGGAUGCAUGUUUUGGAAUAUUUUUAUUAUGUACAGGCUUCCUUCUUUUCACUCUGUCAAUUAGGUUAGUAUUGUGGAGUAACUACAAUGUUGUUGAUCCAUCCUCAGUUUUCUCCUAUCACAGCCCUUGAUGAACUGUAACUGUUUUUGUUUUUUUGUUUUUUCACCUUUAUUUAACCAGGUAAGCCAGUUGAGAACAGGUUUUAACGUCACCAUUGGCCUCCUUCCUCUCUGGCAUGGUGAAAUCCCUGAGCGGUCUCCUUCCUCUCUGGCAACUGAGUUAGGAAGGACGCCUGCAUCUUGGUAGUGACUGGGUGUAUUGAUACACCAUCCAAAGUGUAAUUAAUAACUUCACCAUACUCAAAGGGAUAUUCAAUGUCUGCUUUCUAUAUUUUUACCUCACUGGUCUUUGUGGUUAAAUCUGUGUUUGAAAUUCACUGCUUGACUGAGAUGAGGUAGUCAUCCAUAAAUCAUGUUAAACACUAUUAUUACACACAGAGUGAGUCCGUGCAACUUAUUAUGUGACUUGUUAAUCAAACUUGUUAAUUGUAUGUGUACAAUUAUUUGUCUUAUAGAAUUAUCAUGGUGAAGUACACAGUGCAAGUGUGGACUGGAGAAAUGCUGCUUGCCGGCACACUGAACAGUGUCUACGUUCAACUGGUCGGCACAAAGGGAGAAAGUAAACGCACAUACAUCCCUAAAACCGCCUGUCAAGGAUCGGUAAGUUCUCAAAAAAGUUGUAUUAUACCACAAUCCAUUUGGGUGUUUCGAAUGCCAAAUUAAAGCUACAUUAUGGGAUUCCAAAAAAAAAAAAAACAGGCUCAACUUAGUCGACGUUUAGAGAACGUUGUGUUUGCUGGGAAAACAUUUCACCUAUCUCUCUGUAGGUGAUUGAGCAUGAUGUGUCCUGUCCCUCCUCCCUGGGCCAUCUGGAGUUUGUGGUGCUGGAAACAGAGCCGUACGCCCUGCUUGCCUACAUCAACGAUGACUGGUUCUGUUCUAAAGUUGUGGUGACCACACCAGAGGGCAACACGGUCAACUUCCCCUGUAACCACUGGAUCUCAGGCUAUGAGCGUCUGGUGUUCAGAGAGGCAACUGGUCAGUAUGUUGGCAUACAGUAUAGAUCAUUGUGUAAGUUUAGUUUUGGGUAGAUUUUUUUUGGGGUAGUUUUGGGUGCUGUCAUUUGUAGUUUAAAUUCUAAUUUUAUUUGUCACAUGAGCCAAAUCCAACAGGUGUACACCUUACCGUGAAAUACUUACUUUCAAGUCCUUAACCAACAAUGCAGAGUAAAAAAAAUUAAGUAAAUAUUUUCUAAAUAAAUUAGAGUAAGUAACACAAUAAAAGAACAAUAACGAGGCUAUAUAUAAGGAGUACCGGUACCGAGUCAAUGUGCAGGGGUACAGGUUAGUCGAGGUAAUUGAGGUACUAUGUACAUGAAGGGUAAAGUGCAUAGAUAAUAAACAGAGUAGUAGCAGAGUAUGUGAGGGAAUGUGACUGUAUGAAUAAAUAAGAAUAAAAAGGGGGUCAAUGCAAAUAGUCCGGGUAGCCAUAGUUUAUUUUGAAAUGGGUGUGCAAGGAGCCAUAUUUAUGGAAUAAUGGUCGAUAUAUACAGUGGAUUUCUGAAGAUGUUCACCAGUCCAUAAAAACAUGAAAAUGAUCCAAAUGUCUGGUCUUUUGUAUAUAAGGUAAGCUGAUAUUCAAUGAGACCUGCCCAGAGGCCAUAGAGGAGAGAAAGAAGGAGUUGCAGAGUCGCCGUGAUGUGUACCGGUGAGCUUUCUGGAAACAUGACUACUUUCUAAAGAUCCAGUUGCAACUUUACACAAUAUCCAAAUAAAAACAGAACUCUUAAUAAAUUGAUGUGCAAUUGUAAUAACAACGGCAGGUGGCCAAGUGGUUAAGAGCGCUGGGCCAGUAACCGAAAGGUUGCCGGUUUGGGUCACCAAGCUGACUAGGUGAAAAAUCUGUUGAUAUGCACUUGAGCAAGACACUUAACCCUAAUUGCUCUGGAUAAGUGUGUCUGCUUAAUGGUAACAUUUUUAUAUAAGCCCCCUCCCUUUUUGUAUGGUUUAGGCCUGUGUUCAAAUACUAUUGGAAAUCUUUCAAAUACUUUGAGCAUUUAGUUUAGCCUGCCUGGAGUAGCAAGGUGGGCAGGGUUUGCACUUAAAAAGAAGAAUCAACCCAGGUCUGGUAUGGUAGUGUGUUGUUUAAUAGUGAAUAACAGGCUGUGUAUCCCGUCUUGAUUUACCAUGUCUAUUCCGUUCAGGUGGAGUAUAUAUGCCGAGGGUCUGCCCCAGAUAAUGAAAGUUGACAGCGCUUCUGAUCUCCCUGCUGAGGUCCGCUUCUCUUUCACCAAGGACUUGGAGUUCAAGUUCACAGCAGUCAAAGCGUAAGUUAGAGCACUGGUUCUCAACCUUUUUUCGCUUACUGUACCCCAAUCAAAUUUAGCUCUUUGAGUAGUACACCUGAAGUACCCCCUUCGUGUGAAUUUCACCUUUAGGCCUAUUUUCUUAUUAAUUUUCCCAAGUACAGGCCAACAACCCUCAGGGGUACAUGGACCCCAGGUUGAAAACCAUGAGGCAACACCAGGAAAUGUAUUCGAUCUGUCAUAAUCUAUGCAUAAUCAUGUCCCCAACAUACCUGUGAAAAUAUUUCCUUUUAAGUGAGAUGUGAUUCUCCUAGACCUGUUCAGGUAAUUGCAAGAUCAUGAGAAGAGGGGAAUUUGGCCACCAGGGUUGUGGAGCGUGGAAUAUGGCAAUGAUGCCAAGAAUGACACCUCAGGCUAGGUUUGCCUAAAUUAAUUUUGUUUUUAUAUCUAAAACUGUAUAUCUAACAAGCCAUUCAGCAGACAUUUUACAUUUAUUUAUGUUAUAUACACUGAACAAAAAUAUAAACACAACAUGUAAAGUGUUGGUCCCAUGUUUCAUGAGUUGAAAUAAAAGAUCCCAGAAAUGUCCAUAUGAGCAAAAAGCUUAUUUCUCUGAAAUUGUGUGCACAAAUUUGUUUACAUCCCUGUUAGUGAGCAUUUCUCCUUUGCCAAAAUAAUCCAUCCACCUGACAGGUUUUGCAUAUCAAGAAGCUGAUUAAACAGCAUGAACAUUACACAGGUGCACCUUGUGCUGGGGACAAUAAAAGGCCACUCUAAAAUGUGCAGAUUUGUCACAAAACACAAUGCCACAGAUGUCUCAAGUUUUGAGGGAGUGUGCAAUUGGCAUGCUGACUGCAAGAAUGUCCACUAGAGCUGUUGCCAGAGAAUUGAAUGUUAAUUUCUCUACCAUAAGUCACCUCCAACGUCGUUUUAGAGAAUUUGGCAGUACGUCCAACCGGCUUCACAGCCGCAGACCACGUGUAACCACGCCAGCCCAGGACCUCCACAUCCGGCUUCUUCACCUGCGGGAUCAUCUGAGAACAGCCACCCGGACAGCUGAUGAAACUGUGGGUUUGCACAUCCAAAGACUUUCUGCACAAACUGUCAGAAACCGUCUCAGGGAAUCUCAUCUGCGUGCCCGUCCUCACCAGGGUCUUCACCUGACUGCAGUUUGGCGUCAUAACCGACUUCAGGGGGCAAAUGCUCACCUUUGAUGACCACUGGAAAGCUGGAGAAGUGUGCUCUUUGCGGAUGAAUCCCAGUUUCAACUGUACCGGGUAGAUGGCAGACGUUGUGUAUGGCAUUGUGUGGGCGAGCGGUUUGCUGAUGUCAACUUUGUGAACAGUGUGCCCCAUGGUGGCGAUGGGGUUAUGGUAUGGGCAGGCAUGAGCUACGGACAAUGAACACAAUUGCAUUUUAUCGAUGACUAUUUGAAUGCAGAGAGAUACGGUGACGAGAGCCUGAAGCCUAUUGUCGUGCCAUUCAUCCUCCACCAUCACCUCAUGUUUCAGCAUGAUAAUGCACAGCCUCAUGUUGCAAGGAUCUGUACACAAUUCCUGGAAGCUGAAAAUGUCCCAGUUCUUCCAAGGCCUGCAUACUCACCAGACAUGUCACCCAUUGAGCAUUUUUGGGAUGCUCUGGAUCGACAUGUACGACAGCGUGUUCCAGUUCCUGCCAAUAUCCAGCAACUUCGCACAGCCAUUGAAGAGGAGUGGGACAACAUUUCACAGGCAACGAGCAAUUGCUUGAUCAACUUCGCAAAACCAUUGAAGAGGAGCGGGACAACAUUCCACAGGCAACGAUCAAUAGUGUGAUCAACUCUAUGCGAUGGAGAUGUGUCACGCUGCUUGAGGCAAAUGGUGGUCACACCAGAUACUGACUGGUUUUCUGAUCCACUCCCCUGCCGUUUUUUUAAAGGUAUCUGUGACCAAUAGAUGCAUAUCUGUAUUCCCAGUCACGUAAAAUCCAUAGAUUAGGGCCUAAUUUAUUUAUUUCAACUGACUGAUUUCCUUAUAUGUACUGUAACUCAGUAAAAUCUUUUAAAUUGUUGCAUUUUGCGUUUAUAUUUUUGUUCAGUGUAUGUUAUAUAUGUUAUGUAUAUGUUAUAUAUUGAUUUAUUAUAUAAAUAUAAUACAUGAAUAUAUUCCAUUUAGCAGACACUUUUAGCCAAAGCCAUAUUGGUGGUCCCAGCAGGAAUCAAACCCACUAUCAUUGUAGCCAUGCUCUACCAACUGAGCCACACAGGACCACACAGGAACGCAUUUAACCCAAAGAGCAGACAUUUUUACCAAAUCAAAUUACGAUUGACACAUAUUCAAUAGAUGUGGCCCGUGCAUGAAUCAACCACCCAAGAUGGAGGAUGAAGAGUAAGGGACCCAGCACAGAGUCCUGGGGGACACUCUGGCAUUGUUGGCACCAUUCUCUGACCAACUGCACCAUCUGACGACAACUUUCGCAUGUUGAAGUUAAUUUCCUUCUCUGUCCCGGCAGAUUGAUAGACCUGAACCUAGCAGGACUGUCCACCAACAAGGAGCAAUGGAAGAGUAUGGAUGAACUCAGUCACGUCUUUAAUAGCCGCAAGACUGAUGUCUAUGGUAAGAUCUGGUCAGUGGUGUCUGUCUUGAAUAAGUAAUGGAUUCAAAUGGUUUACUGGAACCAUUAGCAUCUCAUUAUUAUUUCUACCAAAGUGUCAUUUUACACAUGCACAUUUCUUUCUCUUCUAGACUAUGUCGAAAAGAACUGGAAGAAGGACGUGUUUUUCGGGUACCAGCUUCUGAAUGGCCUCAACCCCAUGAUGAUCCAUCGCUGCUCCAAGCUUCCAGAGAACUUCCCCGUCACAGAAGACAUGGUGAAAACUUCCCUCUUCGGAAAAAGCCUUGAGAAGGAAAUUCAGGUUUGUCAAAAUAGUUGAAUGUCUGUUGUCACUCAUCGUUCUGUUAUUGCUCUAGUGGUUUUUUCCUCGGUAAGUUGUGUGUAGUAUGUUACAUUGUGCUGUACAUUGUGUCAGUAGCCUACACAUUUAUUUGGUAUGGUGUUGACGUUGACGUCAUCUGCUUCCUAACUCAUUAAUGUCCUAACCUAAACAGAAAGGCAACAUCUUCCUGGUUGACUACAAGCGCCUGCAUGGAGUGACUGCAAACGUGAUCAACGGGAAACAGCAGUUCUUGGCUGCGCCGCUCUGCUUGCUUUACAUGACCCCAGAAGAGAAGCUCAUGCCCAUCGCAAUCCAGGUACAUCUCACAUGAGAGCGAAAUGUAGAGUUAUGAAAUCUACAUUGAAGAAGCUUAACAUAACAUUUACCACUGGGGGUGCUCUUGAGCCAAAAGGGGUCCCCUAAAUGGAAAGAAAUGUUGCCCAGAAAUGACCUCAUUGACCAAAAAGCAAAAACCAUGAGCAAAAGCAUAAACUGUUAGCCUAAAUCUAAGUAUUUUGUGUUUUCAUGAGUUAAGAAUUUGAUUCAUGUUAUAUCAUAUGCCCUUAUGAACCAUACAGACAACACUCAAGCCAAAGGUUUAAGUAAACAAUUAACAAUUCAACUUCUGUAUGUCUUUAAAUUAAUUAUAGUGACAAAAUACGCAUUCUCAAUUAAUGAAGCAAGCCAUGAUUGUGUUUCGCAUUUCCUUUCACAGCUGAAGCAGGAGCCUGGAGAAGACAACCCCAUCUUCCUUCCUACUGACUCUGAGUACGACUGGCUCCUGGCCAAGAUCUUUGUGAGGAACGCCGACUUCGCCGAACACGAGCUGAACUUUCACCUGCUGAGGACUCACCUGCUGGCUGAGGUGUUUGCCGUGUCGACACUGCGCAACCUACCAAUGGUGCAUCCACUCUACAAGGUACAUACCUGCUGCUGUGCAUGCAGACACUGAGUUUGUUUUCAAGUGUUAUAAAACGAUAUCUGUGCGAGUUAUUUUUUUCCAAUCAACUGAUUAUGUUUAACAUGAUAAUUCAAGAUAAACAUGAAGAAUUUGAAAAAAAUUCUAUACAAAAUGCAUGUUUUAUUUUUAUGAUUUAAAGUUGCAGUGGGUUGUAGUACAGUACAAUACAUAGCAUUUUUAGGUGUGAAUUUCAUGUACGAUCGUUCCAUCUUUCUCCAUAGCUCCUGAUCUCUCACUUCCGCUACACUCUGCAGAUCAACACUCUGGCUAGAGAGAACCUCAUUUCAAAGAAAGGAGUGAUCACAGAGGUACUACCUAUUCCAUUCUUAUGGUGUUAUGUUCUAUGAUAUGCUCAUACUUAUGGAAUGUCACAAUGCUAAUGUCAAUCAACCUUUUGGGGUCUCCAACAGGUGGAUUGCGAGAUACCAGUCGCAGACCACAUGAGUAGCUCGCCAAACAAUUCUGAAAGAAAUGUUUCAUGUUUUCCACCGCAAACUGUCAUAAAAAAUCUCACAAUAUUAGAAACCAUCUAAUCAAUGCAACAUUAUCCCACCCCUUGUUAGACACUAUUGGCUUAAAAAGCAAAACCUAACACAAUAUCUGCCAAUGUAAUUUCCAGCAAUAUUGCUCCCGUCUGUCUGUGUGAUGCGUGCGUUUGUCUCACUCAGUCCGUGUGUAGCCAGUUGAUGUGAUAACCGUAUUGUGGGUUGACAGAAAUACUUUCCUGAAAGCCUUCUCAAUUAAAUGUUAAAUGCAAAGUAGGCUUACCUGGCAGAAGUAUAUCAUGAUUAAGUAUAUCAUUUGUAUCUAUUAUUUGUUAUUUGCAAACUUUGCCAUGAAAUGAGCAGCAGCCGUACAGAACCAUCACCAGAUCGACAAAUUAGACGGCACGUUCCUCUCUCGCUAGAUGCACAAAUAACCUCUAAAAGUCUAAGCCAAAGUCUAAGCCAUUGUAGGACACCUUUAGGUAUCCCAAAAAAUAUGUACAAAUUAUUUGAUAAAAUGUUGAAUUUGGCCUUUACUAUAGCUCAUAGAAACACAUUGAUAAAUCAUAAGGAAUAAGGUUUUGAAGUGUCUGUCCUAUAUCUAGGAGAUAUAAGAAUGCUAUAUAUACAGUACCAGUCAAAAGUUUGGACACACCUACUCAUUCAAGGGUUUUUCUUUAUUUUUACUAUUUUCUACAUUGUAGAAUAAUAGUGAAGACAUCACAUAAGGAAUCAUGUAGUAACCAAAAAAGUGUUAACCAAAUCAAAAUAUUUUAUAUUUGAGAUUCUUCAAAUAGCCACCCUUUGCCUUCAUGACAAAUAUUUUGAUUUGUUUAAUACUUUUGUGGUUACUACAUGAUUCCAUGUGUUAUUUCAUAGUUUUGAUGUCUACACUAUUAUUUUACAAUGUAAAAAAUAGUAAAAAUAAAGAAAAACCCUUAAAUGAGUAGGUUUGUCUGAACUUUUGACGUAGUGUAUAUUUUAUUUUUUACAUACUUAACCCCUUUGUUUUGUUGGCACAAAACUACCUCCAUUCGUUUGUAUGGUUGAUCUUCAGACAAGUCCUGUGACACUUGUGGGGUCGUAGAGCAAAACGUAGUACACCAUCGUGUUCGUGAGGGUCUCCCCUUUCCAAAAUAGUUUCUAAGCAAAAUAAAAUGGCGAAAAAUAUGAUUUGGGAAAAUAAACAUGUUUUUUGGGGGGGGAAAUCACAGAUUUUAUAGAGUUGUUUAUUAACCAUUAUUUUACCAGGUAUAUUAACAAAAAACAUAGUGCACUAACUAACAAAAAUAGGGGGCAGGCAAAUGACAGGUCACAGGCAAAUGACAGGUCACGGGCAGGCAGAGGUCAGUAAUCCAGAACAGAGUCCAAAAGGUACAGAACGGCAGGCAAGCUCAGGGCAGGCAGAAUGGUCAAAACCGGGAAAAUAGGAACUUGAGAAAGACAGACACAAGGGGAAAACCGCUGGUAGGCUUGACUAAACAAAACGAACUGGCAACAGACAAACCGAGAACACAGGUAUAAAUACACUGGGGAUAAUGGGGAAGAUGUGCGACACCUGGAGGGUGGUGGAGACAAUCACAAAGACAGGUGAAACAGAUCAGGGUGUGACAGCACGGCUAACUGAUACAAUUCAUUUUCACUAUCAUUGCUAUAUUCUCCCAAAAUUCUAGCCAAAUUACUUUGGAUUUGCUAAAUUACCAGCUAACAUAUUUAAAAACUGUUCGGAUGAAACAACAACACUCUAGGUAAAUCUAAAAUAAGUCCUUCUGAACAUUGAAUAAUCAUAUAAUCUUAACAUUGGGGUACCUCUCACAUUUGACGAGUCAUUCAAGCCAAAUCGUAAUGAGCUGGUUAUCGUUAUGAGACGUACACCUAGCAACACAUACCUCAGUAGAGGGAUUCUAUCAACAGGCUGAACUCUGUCAGGUUUGCACUGUUGUGAUACAUUUAUGUGAACCUCUCAGCCGUAAAAAAACAUUUUUUCCCUUCACCCACGGAGCAGCCCUGGCGUCUGUCAUUGAUAACCCCAUUUGAUGUUUAAAACACUGAUCGCCGUUAGAAAACACUGCAUCCAGCCAAAUUAAUGCGGAUGGAUUAGCUGACGCAUAACAAAACUCCUGACAGGCCUGAUGGAAAUAGCAAAAUCUUCUGGAAAAUAUCCUAAUAUUGGCUCAACAAAAUAGGUGGGGUGGAUAAUUUUUUUGUCGUUGAAAUAGAUAAUGCCACAAUUGCGGUGGAAAUGCUUUUAUGCUCAAAUAUUGAUCUAAUAACUAUCAUGUUGAAGUAAACUUGAAGACACGCAAGGAUAUGUUGUGCUGUUGUCCCACCACAAUGUGGAAAAGCAUGAAGAGUUUAUUAGGCUACAGAUUAAAUAAGUGAUGAGCUUGAUGCGAAUUUUCCAUAAAUAUCGAGAGUAUUAUUUGUAUGCUGAUGACAUGAUGAUCAGUGCUUGGCUGCCAAUAAUUAUUAGAAAAUAAAAAUGAUCUUAUCCAUAUCUCAUCACUUAACCUACCCUCCCCACUUUAUGCCAACUGUUGUCUAAACAAGAGAGCAUGCGCCAAGACGAGGUUGGCUAUUUAUCGCAACAGUUUUUGUCACAUAACCAUCGGUAGAGUUGAAAAUGCAAUGGAAACACAUCAACCUUCUGUUUUUUAUUCAGUACAUGAAAACGUAUGCGAAAAGUGCUUUUUAUGUACACUAGGUCAUCAAGCACAGCUUUGAUAGAAAUCAAGCCAGUUUGAUAGAGACUCCUAUCCGUUAAAAUGCACAUAUUUUUUCAGUGAAUAUUCGAACAUUCGCUUGAAAAUCUUUCGACAAGUGGAUGGAAACCUAGCUAUAGACAGACUUGCAUUUUGGCUUGGCUGGAAUCAAUCAUUCAGCGUGAGAUAAAGAUGCUGUUAGAUUCCACUGGAGCAGACCGGAAAGAUAUGUGCACGCCUACCCUAAUUACAAGUUUGAUUUGAUCUGUUAUUUGUUAAAAUGUGAAAUGAUACCUGGCCUUUAUAAGAGAAUGGUGUUAAGGAUUAACAAAAAUGUGUGACAAAGGACUAGACUUGAACGUAACAAUUAACUAGCUGUCUUGAAUGCAGCUCCCUACCAACUCAACAAGCACCAGCUGCUAACCAUUGCCAAUCAGCCUCAACUACUGUUGGCAACACUUAACAAGUUGCCUUGAACGUAACUCCUCAAACCAGCUCCAGCUGCUACUAACUGCUAAUCAGCCUCAACACCUGUUCUCGCUCUCCUUAAUCACCACUACCUCCUUACUUAAACCUGACCAAACAGUCAUUCAUCCUCUCUGUUUUGCGUCGCAUGCAAGACGCUGAAUGUGAUCAGCCUCGAUUUAUCGUAGUUCUACUUAAGUUAGCGUCCUUACGUCGUUUACUAUGGAGAUUGAUCUCACUGCCUUGGAAUUCGAGGUGUUUUCAGACCAAGUUCUAGACUCUCCCUUCUCCAUUAUCAAGGACACACCACCUCUAACCAGACGGCUGCGGUCCGUUGUCUCGGUGCCCCGCCACCGUUCCACGCCUCAAAAAUAACUGGAAUGCCGGGGCUAGCCUCCAGGCCGUUCUCCCUGCCCGCUGGAGCUCAUCAGCCCCCCUGCCAAGGGCUUUCCAUCUCUCUUUGUGUGUCCUCCGGCACACUGGCUCAUUCUCCACCCCCUGAUCUUCAAUCCGCCUGCAGUCUCUUCCUCUCUCUGCCGGAAGAUACUACAAGGUGCAGACAUUAAUCGUGCCUCACUCCUUCUUCCACACAGGCCUUACCCCGCAUCAACUGCGGCCUCUUGCAGGUGCUCCUGUGCUCCACUGAUCCUCACCACUCCAGGGUUUCACUGUCCCAGAAUUUGCUUGGCUUUCUCCCAUUAGAGACGUCAUCUGCUCAGCCCAUCCUUCUCGCUGCCAAGAGUUGGACGACUGCAAAUCCAUCACGGAUCUGGCUGUCCGUUUCGGUGGUGCAACCUUUUACGACUACCGUCGCCGGUUCUCAAAUCAAUCGAGGCACUGAAUAGGAAGAAAGCUUUUGAAACAGGUAAUGGGGAUGAGUUGCGAGUAGUACAGAAGGAGAUUCAAGGGCUGAUCAAGAAAGGCAAACAUGAAUACAAACUGAAGCUAGAACGCAAGCUGCAAGCGAAUAACAUGAAGGAUGUCUGGGAUGGUAUGAAGAAGAGAGCAGGCUACAGCCCCAGGGGACAACUAACAGAGUGAUGAGGGAAGGGACAGAGCCACAGAGUUGAUGAGGACGAUGUCUCAGCAGAGCAACAGCAGAUAGGGGAGGUGCUGGACUCUGAUCUGGGAACCACUGAGCCCAUGAGCAUCUCGGAGGAACAAGUGGUGAAGCAGCUGAAGAGGAUCAAUCUGCAGGGCCUGAUAGGGUUAAAGCCAGAGUACUCAAGGUAUGUGCUAAUCAACUGGCUUUCAUACAGCAGUAUAUUUUCAACCUGUCCCUAAUACUAUCAGAUAUUCCUACUAAAUGUGAAACAUCCUGCAUAGUGCCCAUCUCAAAGAAAGCGGGAGGGACUGCACUGAAAUACUUUAGACCAGUGGCUUUGACAUCACAAGUCAUAAACCUUUUGAGCGGGUUUUAAUACCCUUAUUAAGAGUUGAGGUGGCAGCCUAUCUGGAUCCUUUGCAAUUUGCUUCCUCUCCUUCAGCACCCUCCUCUGCCCUGUUCGAGUUGUACCUAACUGUCAUAGCUGCUUCUCUCUGGGGGAACGAAUGGUCGAAGGGCCAUACUCAUCCAUUCCGACAACCUUCCAUGGUACACAUCAUUAACCUCUAUGGGAUCGGUGUCCCGUAUACGGGACGGUUGAGCUAAUGUGAUUAGCAUGACUGUUGUAAGUAACAGCAAACUUUCCAGGACAUAGACAUGUCUUAUAUGGGCAGAAAGCUUAAAUUAUUCUAAUUGCACUGUCCAAUUUACAGUAGCUAUUACAGUGAAAAAAUACCACAUUCACCUCUGAAGGUAAAUAAUGUACUUACAUUCAGUAAUCUUGCUCUGAUUUGUCAUUCUGAGGGUCCCAGAGAUAAAAUGUAGCAUAGUUAAAAAAAAAAAAAUCCAUUUUUUAUAUUCAAAUGUAGGAACUGGGUUCUACAGUUUGAACCCUUGCUGUCUCUGGCUCCACACCCACCCCGCCCGGCCAUCUAGAUGUGUAUAAGCUAAUUAUCCAUGUAUGACAUUCCUGGGAGUGUGUAAACUUACAUUUUGUAUUACCAUAUAAUUUUUGUAUGUUCUCUUUAGUUAUGUAUUUGAAAAUGUAUAAAUAGACCAAUUCGGAACAUUUGCCGACAUCCUCUAUCCAGACAUACCUGGCCAGGAUCAACUUCUUUCUCAAGUUGCUUACUGGGUCUUCAUGUUCCUCCUCUCACCAGCAAGUCUCCAUUCUUCUCAAGGGCCUCCAACGCACUGAAGUCCACCACCCCUCUCGCCGCCAGCCCAUCACCUUCGACAUCCUGUCUGCCUGCAUCCAGACGAUGUGGUCUGGUUACCUCUCCAUCCAGUUUCUUCCACACUAGAAUUAAUGUUUCUUUUGGGAUUCCUGCAAUCUUCAGAGUUUACAUCUGUUAUCUACAGCCCUUGUCAUCCUAGCGUGUCAGAUGUCACCAUCAAACACAGCAAAACCGAUCAGUUUGGCAGAACCACACCAGUCUACUUGUUCCGGCUGCCAUCUACCAUCAGCCCUUACGAACCACUCCCCUUCUUCCUGCAGCUCAGACAAUCACAACAUGCCUCCAUCUGAUCCACUAUUCAUCACCGAUUCUGGUUCCAUUCCCAUCUGAGACAAAUGCUAUCCUGCUGACCAAUUCUCCGGACAAUCCUCCGGACAAUGGCAUCCCGACAUGGCAUCUAAGACCACACCGUACAAAUCCUUGGCCGCUGGUCCUCUCAAGCCUAUCAUUCCUACAUCUGUUCUGACAUCAACAUCAGGACAGCCCACAACAUGCUCAUCUCUCAGAACCUGCUUUAACUCUGGCACAGUCCUCCAGUCUAUGCCUCAUUUCAUGAACACCAUCUACCUCUCGCACCAUAUCGUACCCAACCAGCCAAAAUAGGAUUGGCUCCCCAGCUGAGCCUGGUUCCUCUCAAGGUUUUCUUCCUUGCCACCGUCGCUUCUGCUUGCUCUCUAUAUCGCCAACCAUUUAGCACCUGCAUUCCAGAACAGCUCCCUUCCUCUCUAGGGUCCGACUAACUUGGAGUUCUCUUAUUUGGGAUUGCCUUCACCACAGCAGCCGAUCUACCAUGGCCUGAAGGUGAAGUCUACCUGAAACUCUAAGCCAAACCCUACAGAGUCAACCCCUCCGGAUCCUUCAUCUGCAGCCCUUAGCUUCAUCUGUUCCAUUCUCAUUUCCUCAAAUAUUCUUAACCCAUUUUCAUGUAUGGUUCUCAAACUUGUGAAAUUGAAGUUUUACCGUAGUUUUGAGUAUCUGAUUGGCUGACUAGAUUGGUACUACUCACACUGACAUUAAGGCAGAAUUUUUCUAACGUGUCAAAAAACUAUCGGGAUGCCGUAGAGGGCCCGGGAGCCCGUAUAAAUCUAAAUUAUGGGGACGUGGGGCUGCGAUGUAAUGUUCGCCCGAGUUUACUUUAUCUGCGAUUUCAGAAAUGCUUGUCGAGAGCCCGCAGGCAGAGCAAAUAAUGUUGUGCCUAUCGGCCCUAAACUUUAAAAUAAAGUGAACUAUCCCUUUAACCCAUCUUGAAGAAUGCCAGUGUUGGAGGUGCAGGGAUGAUGGAGUUCCUGAAGAAAGCAAUGGCCUCUUUGACCUACAGCUCCCUCUGUAUGCCGGAGGACAUCACUGCACGCGGUCUGGAGUCAAUCCCAAACUUCUUCUACAGGGAGGAUGGACUCCGGCUGUGGUACAUCGUCCACAGGUAAUGUUUGUACAGGCCUAUAGAUUUCCGUGGUGCAAAAAAGCCCAGAUCUGCGCAAAGAUAUUCCGUAAACCUCAAUUUGGCAGCAUGAUUUGAUUUGUGCAUUAAGGAUUAUAAAUCCAUGCAACUACAUUUUUGUAUUGCUCAGUACUACUUUGCUAUGUUGUCAUAAUGUUUUGGCUAAUGCCUGAUGUCCUGUGGUUUUGUAUAGUUUUGUUCAGAGAGUGAUUGGUCACUACUACACCUGUGACGCAGACGUCCAGAAGGACUGUGAACUGCAGGACUGGAUCAAGGAUAUCUUCUUCCAUGGGUUCCUGGCCAAAACCAGCACAGGUUACACUUUAAUCAUUUAAAAAACACAAUAUGCGUCAUAAAUGGCAACUUAUUUCCUAUUUAAUGCACUACUUUUGACCAGCUCUCUGGUUAAAAGUAGUGCACUAUAUAGAGAAAAGGGUGCAAUGUUUGACACAGACUACACUUUUUUAAAUUCAUGAUACUGUCGCAUCGCUGCAACUCAAAACUAUAAUAUUAAAUCACAACGCUUUUCUACAGAUCUGGUUAGUUGACUCAAUUAUUUCUGAUAAUCGUAUCUAUCCCCUUAUGUUUCUAAUUCAUAUAUUCUGGAUCAUUUGCAAAAUGAAACCAGCACAGGUUACACUUCUUUUUUUAAAAGACACAAUCUCCAUCACAAAUGUCAACCUAUUCCCUAUUUAGAGCAUUACUUAUGACCAGUGCAAAAUGUCAAUUCGGUGUCUGAUCAUUGUGUUUUACUGUAUCUUCCCUGUGCAGGAAUCCCUCAGUCUUUCAGUUCGGUGACAGAGCUGGUCAAGUUUAACACCAUGGUGAUCUUCACAGUGUCUGUCCAACAUGCUGCAGUCAACAAUGGACAGGUAAUGAACUUCGAAAACAUUUAAAAGAAAGCUGUAUCCUCCACUGUUAAUCAAAAUGUGAUUUUAGUUUUACAAAGUGUUUCUGAUCUAUUAUAUUGGAAAAGCAAAGUGGUUUGAUCUAUUUUGCCAUUGUCAUUCCAGUUUGAUUUUGGUGGCUGGAUGCCCAACUUCCCCAUCUCCCUGCAACAGCCUCCUCCCACCACUAAGGGGCAGUGUACUGAGAGCACCAUGCUGAAGACCUUUCCUGACAUCAACACCACCGUCAAUGGUAUGGCCACGGUGUACCUUCUGAGCAAGCAGUCCACUGACUUUGUGAGUAUAUGAGAGAAACUGUAUUGAGUAAAAUCCUAUGACAUUGAAACAUUUCAUGACAAUCCCAAUCAAAUCGUUUCCUUAGUCAUAAUUAGUAUAUCAGUGGUUCACGAAACAACAGUUUCCAUGUUAUUUCAUCAACUCUUGCCUACUUAGGUCGCUUUUGGAAAUGGCUAUCAGGAUCUCUUCAGCGAGAAGACCCCUCUGAAACUGAUUCAAGAAACUCAAGGUGUGCUGAAGAGAUACAACUUUGAAAUCCAAGGCAGGAAUGUCUCUUUGCCCUUGCCAUACACCCACCUGAAUCCCAACAAUGUGGAGAACAGUGUGGCCCUGUAAUGAGUCAGGGUCAUCUUUUAGGCACCAAAUGGAAGAA
Messenger RNA from Coregonus sp. 'balchen', 16972 nucleotides. NCBI's taxonomy places the organism in Eukaryota, Metazoa, Chordata, Actinopteri, Salmoniformes, Salmonidae. The record is from the annotation of a GenBank genome assembly.